CAACAUUCGUGGAAGUGCCAUUUGUAAACAAUCAUCUCGUGCGUUACUCAACUCAUUACACACCUCUGCACUGUUUUUGAAAUUGAUUUACAUAGAAAAUACAUAUAUUUUGACAACAGAAAAUCAUCAAAUGGCGUUAAGAACAUUAAUAUAUGCGGGAAAGAAUUCGCUUGGCCUCGUAUUACCUGCUGGAUUGCCGGUCAAGCCACCCUUAAAUAAGGUCAUACCGGCAGUUCAGGGAUCUGUAGUGAAAAAUUUUUCUUUGUCCUCGCAGAGAAAUAUUAAGAAGAUUAAUGUUGAAGAAUCCGAUAAAGUAACAACGAUAAGUGCAGAGUAUGUCGAAUCACCAUUAGCUCCUCGUCUGUUGAAAACAGGAAAAGAAAAGAACCAUGUUUGCCCACUUUGUGCAUUGAACCUUGAUGUCAAGCAUACUGAUGUGUUGAUAUUGUCCCAGUUCAUGCGUCCAGAUGGCUGUAUGUUACCACGACGUAUCACUGGACUUUGCUCAAAGCAGCAGUUGCGAGUCACAUAUCUUGUUGCAAUGUCACAAAAAGCUGGUCUGAUGCCUAAUUUAGCGCCCAGUUGGAGUAAAAAGGACCCAAAGAAGAGGUAUGGGUCUAAAAAGUACAACCGGUAUUUUGAUGAAUCAACGCUGGAUUGAAGUUUCUGAUGAUUUGGAGCUUUUCAUUGUAUAUGUAAGAAAAUAAAUGACGAAAAAUUGAAAAAUGCCUUUGUGGAGAAAAGUAGGUAGUAUAAUUGUUUUAUCACAGUUACUAUUCUUCAGUUUAGUCCGAUGUAUUAAAUAAAUGAAGGCCCGUUGUAGAAAACAUUUAUUGAUUCUAGAGGUAACAUAUUUGCUUAGAAUAUUUUAUUCAUUAAGAUAAACAUCCUGUAUUUGAUUUGAUAAGUGAAGAUAACAAGUAAGUUGUUUAGAGAGUGCAAAAUCAUAGUAUGUAUGAUGUUACAAAAAUGUGAAUGCACAUCUAAUAUAGUGUACAUCGGUAUGUUGUGUUGAUUUCUCAUAGGUUUCAUAGCCCAGCAGGUUGAACAAGAGGACCUGGGUAGAAUUAUUGCUGUGUUAUUAAAUUAUUCCAUUUUUGUGUAACACUGAGAGAAUGCAGUCCUAAAAGAUAAAUUGAAAAGCAGUACCUAGAAAUUAAAUGGUAGAGUAUUUUAAGGUUUUCUGACCUCAAGGUUAUUUGUUUGAUGUACUUUUCUGUAAAUAGGAACUCUAUGAAAGAAAACUAGUAAGCUGGUAGUGGAAUAACCAUGUUCUAUUUGCUUUCAGUGUUUACAGAAAUCUGACUUCUACAGGGGUCUUUUUUAUAAAUGUAAAUAUGUCUAAAUAAAUUUACACUAAU
This is a messenger RNA of Macrobrachium nipponense, 1361 nucleotides long. RefSeq names its product large ribosomal subunit protein mL66-like (gene mRpS18A). Gene Ontology annotation, cellular component: ribosome; mitochondrial small ribosomal subunit. Gene Ontology annotation, biological process: mitochondrial translation. The record is from RefSeq and is a predicted model, not a curated record. The transcript is spliced from 4 exons. Gene Ontology annotation, molecular function: structural constituent of ribosome; small ribosomal subunit rRNA binding. Lineage: Eukaryota; Metazoa; Arthropoda; Malacostraca; Decapoda; Palaemonidae. Bases 131 to 661 code for a protein of 176 amino acids.